UCUGUUGUGAGCUCCAUGGAGGAGUGGUUGGAUUUUUGAGGUGGGGCGGGAAGGGGUGGUGGGUGCAUAGAGUCAGACCCUGAUUUUCACACACACAAACCCACACACACACACACACACACACACACACACAGCCCUCUGAUAGAGGACAGACGGAUGAAGCACAGAGGAGCCUGUUAGAGAACGACAACAACAAAGAGAGUUUACAGAGAGAAGCUGAGAGAGCAACCGGAAGGGAAGAAGAGCCGGAACCGGGAGGGAGAAAGAGGUGCUGUGUGCUGUGUCAAAAAACAAUCCCAAACCAGUCAAACCAUUUCCAACAUUCUUCAAAGAAGAGCACUUCAACUCUGAAGCCCGAGUGUCCAGAAACCUUUAAGAAUUAAUUUUUUUUUGAUCAGCUGGGUUUCUAGAAAGUGGACCAGCGUCCCUGCCUGUCAAGAGGUCAACUCAGUACCCCUUCUUACUGACUGUAGGAAACUAUUUAGUGUGACGUAAACGCAUGCUCAAACCUACAAAAGAUCAUCUCAACGGUCAAACGAUGGCGCCAAAAAAGAAGGCCUCCCGCCAGAAGAAGCCCGCCGUGGAAACCAUCCCUCAGGUCGCCGUGGAAACCGCCGCAGUCCAGCUUAAGGUGGAGCGCCGCGGCGACGGUGUGGUGGUGAUGGAGAGCGGGGUGAAGAAGAUCGAGCAGAUGGCGGCGCUGGACAUUGCUCAGCUGAACAGCCUCAAUCUGCCGCUGCCGCUGCCGGUCAUCAAGCCCGGCGAGCGAGGCCUCGGCCUGGGCAGCGAGCUGACACGCCCCCUGCACGGCAACGCCCUGCUGGAGGAGCUCAGCAAGAUGCGGCAGGAGAAGUUCCUGACUGACCUGGAGUUGGCCUGCAAGACGAAAGCCUUUGACGUCCACAAGCUGGUCAUCUCCUCCAUCAGUCAGUACUUCAGAGAGAUUCUGGCCAAAGACCCGGGCAUGAAGCGCCUGGAGCUCCCCUCCCUCUCACCUCUAGGCCUGGCUAAUGUCAUCACCUUCGCCUACCUGGGUCGGGUCCACAUGUCCCUGUACACCAUCGGCUGCACCGCCUCGGCCGCCGCCACCCUGCAGAUCCCUCAGCUCCUCAAGAUGUGCAUGGACUUCCUGCUGGCCGAGCUCAACGUGCAGACCUGCGUCUACAUCUGGAACAUCGCCUCCGCCUACGGCCUGUCGUCAGUGAGCGACGCCGCGCGCCGCUUCGUCCUGGAGAACUUUGUACAGUUCGCAGACACGGCGCUCUUCACCCAGUUGACCCUGGAGCAGAUCUCCGACUUCCUGCAGGACGACGCGCUGCUGAUGCCUUCAGAGGUCACUGCCUUCCAGUUGGCCAUGAGGUGGCUCGACUUCGACGCCUCUCGUCAGCCUCACGCCGCGGAGCUGCUGUCCCACAUCCGCUUUGAGACGAUCCCCGCCAGCGAGCUGGUGAGCCAGAUCCAGCCGGUGCCCCGCAUGAUGAUGGACCCGCACUGUCACCGCCUGCUGGUGGACGCCAUGAACUACCACCUGCUGCCCUUCCAGCAGAACACCCUGCAGUCCCGACACACGCAGGUCCGGGCCGGUCAGCAGACUCUGCUCACCGUCGGUGGUCGGCCGUCGCUCACGGAGAGGGCUCUCAGCCGAGAGGUGCUGUGGAGGGACCCUCGAGAAGGAUCAGCCACCUGGCGUCACCUCACCCAGCUGCCAGCGAAGAGCUUCAACCAGUGUGUGGCUGUGAUGGACGGCUUCCUGUACGUGGCCGGAGGGGAGGACCAGAACGACGCCCGCAACCAGGCCAAGCACGCCGUCAACAACCUCAGCAGAUAUGACCCUCGCUUCAACACCUGGCUCCACCUGGCCAGCAUGCGACAGCGGCGCACCCACUUCUCACUGGCAGCCAGCGGCGGCCGCCUGUUCGCCAUCGGCGGGCGCAACGUGGAGGGUCUGCUGGCCACCACCGAGAGCUACCUGCCGUCCUCCAACGCCUGGCAGAUGCGCGCUCCCAUGGAUGUGCCCCGCUGCUGCCAUUCCAGCGCCACCUUGCCCUCCGGAGACAUCCUGGUGACCGGCGGGUACAUCAACUGCGCCUACUCCCGCUCCGUUGCCUGCUACAACGUGGACACCGACGCCUGGAGCGAGAAGAACCCCAUGGAGACACCCCGCGGCUGGCACUGCUCUGCCGCCCUCGGUGGGAAGGUGUACGUAGUGGGAGGGAGCCAGCUGGGGCCUGGCAGUGAGCGGGUGGAUGUGCUCUCCGUGGAGGUCUUCUCCCCAGAGAGCAGCAGCUGGAGCCGGGCAGCCCCUCUCCUCCUCGGCGUGAGCACCGCCGGCCUCUCCCCGCUGGCCGACAAGCUGUACCUGCUAGGCGGCUGGAACGAGGCGGAGAAGCGUUACAAGGCGGCCGUCCAGAAGUACGACCCGGCCACGGACAGCUGGUCCGUGGCGGAGGAUCUGCCCGAGCCCACGGUAGGCGUGUCCUGCUGCACCCUGACCCUGCCGCCCCGUCACGCGCCGCGCCGGCAGCAGCACCGCAACACCCCGGCCCACGAAGAGCAGCAGGCCGCGAGGAACCGGAGCAGAGAGAGCAGCACGGCUCCUUCCCAGACCGUCAUCGCAUAGGAGACAAGGCCGCACGGGAGAGACGAGAGGAAGGCUGGUACAACCUCUGAGGAACAUCUGGAUCAUGUCUGCUCUUUAUUCACUUUCUAGACGCCACACACAGUAUGGUAUAUCUUGUGUGGAAAAGUGAAACUACUUGAAAGUGAAAUUAAAAUGUAUUUUCAUCUGUAAAUAACACAAAGAAUUCUGGAUAGAAGAAUAGAAAUUAAACCAGUUUUUUUCAGUAGCAUUAUUUAAAUAAGUUAUAUUGUAGAAAUACUCGAAAACAUAUAUUUACAUUCAAUUAAUUCUAUUUAUAUAAAUUAAACUCUAAAAGUACUGAUAAUGGUUACUGAGAUGCCUUUUUCCAUUGAUUUACACAAUUUACAAUAGGUAUUGAUCCUCAAUGCUUCCAAAAGGGAUUUGGGGGUCUCAAAUCUAAAAUCCAACCAGAUACAGAUCUAUGAAAUGUCCAUGUGCUGGUUUUGCAAGAAGGAAAGAAAAGAGAGCUAGCGUGAUCCAAAGUGGUCUCAGGAGGUUUUACAUUGACGCAAACUGAAAAGAAAAGCGUGAGUAAGGGAUGAAUUGUAAAGUGGAGGUAGAGAGAGGCGAUGGAUGGUGGAGGAAUGGUGAAGACCGGAACAGUGGCCGUCUGCGCUUGAGUGUUGAACGAACUUUGAAAAGUUUGUAUACAAAGAUGCAUCUCAAAAGAGUUUGUGGCUUUCAACUGUGAAGUGUGUGUGUGUGUGUGAGCGAGAGACGAGUGAAUGGCAGGAAUAUGAGCCAAUUCUGACAAAUUGCAAUAAUCAGGAUUUCUCCCCAGCAAAUGUUAACAUGUCAGCAACAAACACCUGUUUAUUCUUUAAUGUAUUUGAUGGUUCGGUCAGAAGUAGUGUAGCUCAACUGUAACAUGCAUUUAAAAAACAGAUGUACUUAAAUAUAUAAUUAUAUAAGGAUUCUGAGAUGAACUCUACAACAGGUAAAACAACAUGUAUACUAAAGCAGAAAAGAAUAUUUAUUAAAAAUCUAUUGGAAAAAAAUCCAACAAUUUCAAACAAAACCUCGCCUGUUUGUUUUAAAACAUUUGAAGAUCUAAUUUUGACUAAACUAAGAAACUACCAACUGAAGAACCUGAGACGCCAGCAGGUGGAAAGACCAACUGAAGAGCGGCAGCUGCAUAUUGAUGAGUUAUUGAUGAAUUGUUUUUAACAAGGUACAUUGAGGUGAAUCGGGCUCAUUUGAUUGGAUGACUCCCUCUGCGUUACCAGACGAGCUCCGUGCUGGUGGUUUCACUGAA
Molecule: messenger RNA, 3896 nt
Organism: Cyclopterus lumpus (lumpfish)
Lineage: Eukaryota; Metazoa; Chordata; Actinopteri; Perciformes; Cyclopteridae
Gene: klhl43
Product: kelch-like family member 43
Exons: 7
Coding region: 500-2620 (706 amino acids)
Cellular component (GO): nucleus; cytoplasm
Molecular function (GO): protein binding
Source: RefSeq, a predicted model, not a curated record